Molecule: messenger RNA, 2403 nt
Organism: Varanus komodoensis (Komodo dragon)
Lineage: Eukaryota; Metazoa; Chordata; Lepidosauria; Squamata; Varanidae
Gene: TRMT6
Product: tRNA methyltransferase 6 non-catalytic subunit
Exons: 11
Coding region: 206-1681 (491 amino acids)
Biological process (GO): tRNA methylation
Cellular component (GO): tRNA (m1A) methyltransferase complex; nucleus
Source: RefSeq, a predicted model, not a curated record
UAGAAAGGGAGAGGGAAGGGGCGGGUCGCUUCCGUUCCGGCAAGACCUGUAGCACAUGCGCGCUGAGAGGAGGGGAAAAAAAGGCAGCAAAGUGGAAGCGAGAAUGGCUGCGUUCAUCUCGUUGGCGCAUGCGCUUGAAUAGCAGUUCUCCGCGUGCGGCGUACUCGAGCCGGCGUAGUGGGGAAAGUCCGGGCGCACGGGAGGGAUGGAGGCGAUUCCUCGCCCGGCGUCCCGCUAUGUCAUCCAGGAGGGGGACUGGGCUGUUCUCAAGCGGGGCGAGGUCUUCAAGGCAGUCGCGGUGGUGAAGCGAAGAAAAAUUAUUUUUGAAAAACAGUGGUUCUGCCUCGACAAUGCCAUUGGACAUAACUAUGGAACAACAUUUGAAGUGACAAGUGGUGGGAGCCUUCAGCCGAAGAAGAGAGUUGAAGAGACAGCAAUGGGUAGGAGGCCAUCAUUGAAUGACUGUGCGGCAGAAACAAAAGAAGCAGGUACAGAUAAUCGUAAUAUUGUUGAUGAUGGAAAGUCUCAGAAACUGACUCACGAUGAUAUAAAGGCUUUGAAGGAUAAAGGCACUAAAGGACAGGAAAUAGUUCAACAGUUGAUAGAAAACAGCACCUCAUUCAGAGACAAGACCGAAUAUGCCCAGGAUAAAUACAUCAAGAAAAAGAAAAAAAAAUAUGAGGCAGUUAUUACAGUCAUCAAACCAUCUACACGUAUUCUGUCAACAAUGUAUUAUGCAAGAGAACCAGGAAAAAUCAACUACUUGCGAUACGAUACUCUAGCCCAAAUGCUGACUUGGGGAAAUGUCCGUGCUGGUAACAAGAUGAUUGUAAUGGAAACCUGUGCAGGAUUAGUGCUGGGUGCUGUCAUGGAGAGAAUGGGAGGGUAUGGAUCCAUUAUUCAGAUGUAUCCAGGAGGAGGACCUGUUAGGACAGCCACAAGCUGCUUUGGAUUCCCAGAAUCUUUUUUCCAUACACUUUAUGAGUUCCCGCUCAGCGAAGUGAUGAGUGUUCUCUCUGGAACGCUGUCACUGAAAUCUCUGCCUUCUGAGUCUGAAGAAAAUAUGCCUGCAGCAGAUGAUAGUGAUGGGUCAGUGGAUGACAAGCAGCAUUCCUUGCCAGAAGCAGAUACAGACUGUGGCGCUGAGAUUGCAAUGGAGAGCAAUCAGCCCGAAGAGCAAGAAACCCUGGAUGUUCCAGCUGCGGGGGAAGCAUUGGAGAGUAACAAAGCAAAGGGACUGCCAUAUGACAAACAAAAGAAGCAAGAGGAGAGGAGGAAAAAGUUAAUAGCGGCUGCUUCCCUGUUGAAAGACAGAGAUGCUGAUGGUCUAAUAGUAGCCAGCCGAUAUCAUCCUUCGCCCUUAUUGCUCUCCUUAUUAGAAUUUCUUGCUCCCUCGAGGCCUUUUGUUGUCUACUGCCAAUAUAAAGAGCCAUUAAUUGAAUGCUACACAAAACUAAAAGAAAGAGGUGGUGUCAUUAAUCUGAAACUUUCUGAGGCAUGGUUACGAAACUAUCAGGUCUUGCCGGAUCGAAGUCAUCCGAAACUGGUGAUGAGUGGUGGCGGUGGGUACCUUCUGACAGGCAUCACUGUUGUGAAGGACAGUAUAAAAAUGUAUGACGACUCGGAACCGAAGCCUGAAGAGCCUGAAUCUAAAAAACGUAAACUUCAAGAACACUGCUGACACUUAAAAAACUGGGGGGUUUUCAGUCACAAACAACCCUUGUAUUCUAUUGCUGAACUGUAUUUAAGAGCACAGAGGUGUGUACAGUACCUUGCCCUUGUUGCUAGGGUCAAGUUUGCUGCAGAACAAGGGCAUCAGGGCAACCUACUAUUGGAAUCCUCUGCUGUUGAAACCAACUUCAACUCUGAUAGUUCCAUAGCUUAAAAAUGUUUUCUCAUCUUCUUGGAUGAAAGACUUCACAGUUUAACUCCAAGAACUGCUCUUGCUGAACAUGUUACAGGCUCUGACUGAAACAUCACUAUACAAAACAGUGUUUUGUUUUUGAAGUCAAAUGCCAUAUUUAUUACAGCUCCUUUUUAAUCUCACUGCAGCUUCUCUUGGGUAAAAAUGUUGUCCUAUUCAUCUCUGAUUCUACUUCAGACUCCUGAAACAAGUUAUUUCACUGAGUGAAAUGAAUGUUGCAAAGCCAUUACUAAUGAGAAAAAAUUCAUUGAUGCUAAAAUAUUGUAUAUUUUGCCUUUUCUAAAUAUAAGAACAAAGGACCAUCAGCUGUACAUUUGUAAAUUUUAAUAUACCAAUCAUUUGUUUUCAUUUACUAAUUUUUAAAUGAAAGCUGAUUCCCAUCUUUCCUUUUUUUAAUAUGUGACAACUUUGUAUUGCUAUAUGGGAUUUAUGAUGAUUUGUAAAUCUGCAUUUCAAUAAAUUAUAAGAUUUUUUUGUAA